Brassica rapa (field mustard) is the source of this 988-nucleotide messenger RNA. RefSeq names its product cyclin-dependent protein kinase inhibitor SMR10. Lineage: Eukaryota; Viridiplantae; Streptophyta; Magnoliopsida; Brassicales; Brassicaceae. The record is from RefSeq and is a predicted model, not a curated record. Gene Ontology annotation, biological process: regulation of DNA endoreduplication. Gene Ontology annotation, cellular component: nucleus.
UGGCCUUAAAAGGCGAGAAACAUGUGAUUGGUAUAGAGAUUAACCAAAUUGAGGAAAACCUUACUGUAAUAAAAAGCAAGCUUACAUAAAGUGUAUUUGCUGCAUCGGAUCCUUCACAACAUUAAGUAAAAUCCUGAAUGUUUCCAAAAUAAAUAUUCCAAAUACACAAUUCAAAACAACACGUACAUCGUAUAACCAUUAUAUAAAUCAAAGUAAGCUACUAAAAGUCAUAACCUCUUGCUCUCUUUUCCUUCUCUCUCUCUCACAUCAGAACUAUUUAACCCUUUCGACUUUUAAGUUUGAGCUACAAUUUUCCUUUGAAAGAUGGGCUUCUCGAACUCUGGAAAUGGUCUCUCCGAUCAAAACAAUCUCUGCGAAACGGAACUAGGGUUUUCAGACCAAAGCGUUCAAGAAUUCAGGCCAGAUCAAGAUCUUGAAACUAAAGUCGGAGAGAUACCUGAUACUCCACGCGAAGGAGUAAAGGCAAAGAAAGAUGAAGAAGAAGAUUUAUGUAAGACUCCGACACGCCUCGACCAGAUUCUCCCGAAGGUUACAAAUAUUUGUCCUCCGGCGCCGAGGAAGCCUAAGAGAGUUCCGUCGAGAAGUUUGAAGGUUCGAGAUUCUUAUAGAAGCAGGAGAAUGAUCAUUUUGAAUGUUUCUAGAGAGAUUGAUUGUAUGUUUAACUCAGCAUCUCUAGGUAACAAAAUUAAGAAAGCCAAACGUAUUUGAUGUUUCAUUUGUAUAUGUAUAUCGUAUCUACAUGUAAUAAAUUAACUACGAGUUAUGCAAUGUAGUGAGAUGCCAUUUCAGUUGUUUUCCCUUUAUUUAUUCGUUGUUUGUUCAGUUGCUAGUUCUUUCUUUCACUUUUUUUGGUUGACAAGUGACAAGGCUAUUAUACUUAUGCAGCUAUGCAUGCUCUUUUUUUUUCGCGAGUCUAUUAUAUUUCUUACAUUGGGAAUAAUAGGUAACUAGAGGACGUAAACUAUAA